Telopea speciosissima is the source of this 1218-nucleotide messenger RNA. RefSeq lists its product as uncharacterized. The record is from RefSeq and is a predicted model, not a curated record. NCBI's taxonomy places the organism in Eukaryota, Viridiplantae, Streptophyta, Magnoliopsida, Proteales, Proteaceae. The coding region runs from base 24 to 1154 and encodes 376 amino acids. Gene Ontology annotation, molecular function: nucleotide binding. The transcript has 2 exons.
UUAUCAGAUAACGUGGUCGCUAGAUGUCUUUUUCUCUAAGCUUCCUCUCGUCUCUUCACAGUGUUGCAGACAUGGCGGAAAAGCCAAUCCGAUUCGGCAUUCUGGGCUGCGCAGACAUAGCGCGUAAGCAGUCUAGAGCCAUAACCCUUUCUCCCAAUUCAACCCUCUACGCCGUCGGCAGCCGUUCUCUCGACAAGGCCAAGAAAUUUGCCGUGGAGAAUGGUUUCCCUCCGUCGGCGAAGAUCUACGGCAGUUAUGAAGCUGUACUCGAUGACCCAGAUGUGGACGCUGUGUAUGUUCCGCUUCCGACGAGCCUCCACGUGCGGUGGGCAGUGCUGGCCGCGGAGAAGAAGAAGCACCUGUUGCUGGAGAAGCCUGUGGCUUUGAACGUGGCCGAGUUCGAUCGGAUCAUCGACGCCUGCGAGGCCAAUGGUGUGCAGUUCAUGGACGGAACCAUGUGGAUGCACCACCCUAGGACUGCCAAGAUGAAAGAGUUCAUUUCUGAUUCGCAGCGUUUCGGUGAUCUCAAGACGGUUCACAGCUUCUUUUCGUUUGCUGUUGGUGAUGAUUUUCUCAAGAAUGACAUCCGGAUAAAGCCAGAUCUUGAUAGCCUUGGAGUUCUUGGUGAUGCUGGCUGGUACUGCAUCAGGUCGAUAUUGUGGGCUGCGGACUAUGAACUGCCCAAGACAGUGACUGCUCUCCGUGGACCUGUUCGUAAUGAAGCAGGAGUGCUCUUGGCUUGUGGAUCUUCUUUACAGUGGGAGGAUGGGAAGACAUCAACUUUCCAUUGCUCAUUCCUCUCCAAUUUGACCAUGGAUAUAACUGCGGUUGGAACAAAAGGAACUCUACACGUUCAUGAUUUUAUUAUCCCUCAAGAAGAGAGAGCUGCUUCAUUUUCUGCUGCUUCUCAGACUGGAUUCACGGAGCUCGUUACAGGUUGGGUUCCAUUGCCUUCUCAGCAUGUGGUCACAACAGAUCUCCCUCAAGAAGCCUGCAUGGUGAGGGAGUUCUCAAGGUUGGUGAAAAGUAUAAAGGAGGGUGGUUCCAAACCAGAGAGUAAGUGGCCCAGCAUCAGCAGGAAGACACAACUGGUUCUGGAUGCAGUUAAGGAAUCCAUUGAGAAAGGUUUCGAGCCGGUCCAAGUUAGGGAUUAAUCUGGAGAUUGAGACUCACAUUUUCCUUAAUUUUUUUUUGUAAUAUCCAUUUGCUUGCUUAGUG